AUGUCUUCGACAUCGAAAGACAAAUUGUCAGACGACGAAAAAGAUAACAGUAAUUACAGAAAACGUGUUCAUUUUAGAAAUCGCUUAGACACAGAGAAUAUGGAACCAGAUAAUGAUUACACAAACAACUUGAACAGUCGUAUUGUUCCAGAUGUUACGGUAGAUUUUCUUUACAGAUCCCAUACGAUUUCAGUACUUGUAUGUUUAUGUCUUUUUUUGAUAUACACAGCAUUUAUGAGCGAUGAUUCCGAUACAUCAGAAAAUGCUUAUAAAGGGCUUAAAGCUGGAUGUGUACUUUUUCUUAUAGUUAGUGCUUUAGCAUUUCCUAAUGGUCCUUUCAUCAGACCACAUCCAAUUUUAUGGAGAAUUAUUUUUGGAGUUUCUGUUUUAUAUUUAAUUCUUCUUCAAUUUACUGUUUUUCAAUCAUUCAGAGAUAUUAAAGAUACUUUAAAAUGGUUUGAUCCAGAAAGACUUCAAAAUGAAAAAUUAGAUGAAAAAGAGUAUGCAGUAAAUUGUUCAGAUAUUUCAUUUGAAAGAGUCUGGAGUCAUAUGGAUAUUUUUGCUGUAGGACAUUUUUUAGGAUGGACUAUGAAAGCUCUCCUUAUUCGUCAUACAAUAAUUUGUUGGUACAUAUCAAUUGCAUGGGAAAUAACAGAAUUAUUUUUUACACAUCUUUUACCAAAUUUUGCUGAAUGUUGGUGGGAUGCUAUUGGUUUAGAUAUUAUUCUUUGUAAUGGUUUAGGAAUAUUAGUUGGAACAUAUUUAUGUAAACUUUUAGAAAUGAGAGAAUUUCAUUGGGAAAGUAUAAAAAGUAUUAGAACUACUAAAGGUAAAUUUAAACGAGCUGUACUCCAAUUUACACCUGAAAGUUGGUUAAAAGUAGAUUGGUUCAAAAAUACAGCUAUUAAAAGAUUUCUUUCUGUAUAUUUAUUUGUUAUGAUUUGGUUAAUAUCAGAAUUGAAUACCUUUUUUUUAAAACAUAUAUUUGCUGUAGAUACCUCACACCCAUUGGUAUUUUAUAGAAUUAUUCUUAUUGGUCUUAUAUCAGCUCCAUCAAUAAGACAAUUUUAUGUUUUUGCAACUGAUCCAAGAGUUUCACGUCUUGGUAUGCAAGCCUGGGUUUAUUGUGCUGUUUGUGCUCUGGAGGCUGCUAUUUGUAUUAAAUUUGGUCGUCAACAAUUUAUGACUCUUGAGUUAGGAUUAAUAUCACUAUGGAUUUUUAUUCUUGCAUUGGGUUCAUUUGUUUCUGUUUGGUUAUCAGUAUGGUGGGCAAAGUAUUCUUCUAAAACAAAAGAAAUGAGUGUAAAUCGUAAAUUACGUCAUUGUUAUUUAGAUUCUUCAGCUGAAAAUUUAUCAACACUUCAGGAUUGUGAUCUCAGGAAAAGAAAAUCACAUACUGAGGAACAAGAAACAUAUCAUAGUGAUUAUAAAUAA
Molecule: messenger RNA, 1434 nt
Organism: Strongyloides ratti
Lineage: Eukaryota; Metazoa; Nematoda; Chromadorea; Rhabditida; Strongyloididae
Product: Phosphatidylserine synthase 1
Exons: 2
Coding region: 1-1434 (477 amino acids)
Biological process (GO): phosphatidylserine biosynthetic process
Molecular function (GO): L-serine-phosphatidylethanolamine phosphatidyltransferase activity
Source: RefSeq, a predicted model, not a curated record